AUGUGGUUGUGUUUAGGUACAUUUAGUGUUAUAUCAGCUCAAGAUCCUGUAGCAAAUUUGCCUAUGGGCCGGAUUGUAGGGAUUAAAGUAUUUACCGAAAAUUCACUUGUCCCCAUUGAAGUAUUUUUCGGAAUACCCUAUGCGUUGCCGCCGAUUGGAAGAUUAAGAUUUUCUAAAAACAUCCAGGAUGGAAAAGAACUUUGUUUGCACAUCGUAUGCCACCACGCUGUCCGUAUCCUAGUAAUGACACUCAAAAUUUUAACGAAGACUGCCUCUAUCUCAACAUAUGGACUCCACGGGGGCGGAAUAACUCUACCUUGUCAGGAUUUAGCUUCAGACGGGCUCGUUGUUGUUACUGUGGCAUUCAGACUUAGCGUAUUUGGUUUUUUUACUUUAAAGUCAAUUUUAGCAAGGGGGAACCUUGCUCUGCUUGAUCAAUAUCUGGCUAUGGUUUGGGUUAGGGAAAAUAUUGCUGCGUUUGGAGGAGAUCCUAAUUUAAUAACAUUAGUUGGCCAUUCAAGUGGAGCAGACAGUGUUCUUUUGCAUAUAGCAUCACCACGUUCAACAGGGCUAUUCCAGCGAGCUAUAAUAAUGUCUCCAAAAAAUAUUUGGAAAUCAAUUGAAAAAGAUAAGAAUUCUACAACUCAGAAAAUCGUGCAAUUAUCAGAAUCCAUAACAGAAUCACUGGGUUGUUUAGAAGAAACAAUUCAGAAAAGUUUACAGUGCUUGAAAUCCCGUUCCGUGGCUGAUUUCUUAGGACAAUACACGAAUAUUUGGACGGAAUUAUUUGAGCCAAUUCCUGAUGACUUUCUACCAGGAUCUGAAAAAUAUUUACCAACAUCACUGGCAACGUCGUUUUCAUCAACCAGUACCAAAAAGAUUAAUCUCGAUGUAUUAAUGGGAACUACUAAUCUAGAGGCCAUUGAUUUGGGUGCGACAAAUGGUGCUGAAUUAUUAGCCUUGCUGGGAGAUGCUCUCAUGCUCCAAGCAGCACGUCGUCCGUUGUCACAGAUCGAAAAAAGAGUAUCGUUGAAAUUUCGAAGCUUUAUUUCAAAUUUUGCCAAAUUCGGAUCUCCAGAUAAUGAAAGGGAAUGGCCACGAUAUAUGGUAGGUGAUUCGUACAUACAUGAGAUUUGCGACGUGGAUGUGAUUUGUAACCAAUUCAAGACGGGUAGGGAAAUUGCGUUUUGGCUACAGUACCUGCCACGUCUUUCAAAUACACUUUCAAUUAAAGGACAGGCAGAAAAAAUAACGUCGUCAGAUGGUAACUCUUUGCAUAUUUAG
Danaus chrysippus (African queen) is the source of this 1284-nucleotide messenger RNA. The record is from the annotation of a GenBank genome assembly. NCBI's taxonomy places the organism in Eukaryota, Metazoa, Arthropoda, Insecta, Lepidoptera, Nymphalidae.